AUGUCCAGUGGCAACUGUGUUUACGACAAGCCUCUCCGGUCUAAGGACAGGCAACGUGGCAUCUCCGAGAUCAUAGUGACUGCGUCCGGCUCAGUCAACACAACAGUGAACGAGCCAAACGUCUUUCAUUGGCAGUUGUACCUCGCGCUGGACGAGGCACCGGAUAGCUCUGCACCAGACACAAAAUCCGUCCUCAUCGACAUGAUCCCCGCCAAUCCUCCUACUGGCACGAUGUACCUCAGUAGUCUUUCCACCCGAGGGCUCGACGCCCAACCCAAGAUCGAGCUCGCGAUCAGCACCUCUGGGACGCCACCUCCCACUGUUCAGCGGCUCGUGGAUUUAUUCUUCGAGAACGGCAUGGCUCGCUACAAGUUCGACGACAGUGGCUCAGGGUGCCUGCACUGGCUUAUGACCGGGAUGCAGCACCUUGAAGAUGCGGGUCUUGUCGAGCCGGGAGCGAGCGAGCGCCUGCGUGCCUUCCAUCGCGAGCAGGUCAAGCUCCAUCCGGAGAGGCAUCCGAUGCCUGUCAGGCAGGGCACGUUUUACUGGUAUGUUGCUUUCAUAUCUCUCAUGCUACAAGGGUUCAACGAUGAUAUCGUCCCAGAUGCUUGGUCCUCUAUCGGGAUUGCCUUCGCGAAUGUAACUGUAUUGAUGUGGAUAUCAACUCACGAGGUGCUCCCACAAUCGGGAGGAACGAUUGUCUCUACCCCGAACGUGAGGCUGGUUUACAAGCCUAGUGUGCACAGAGCGUCUGACAUGGUCUGGGGGCGGUUGCGGCACGAUGCCAUCUGUACUCCUUGA
This is a messenger RNA of Trametes versicolor FP-101664 SS1, 801 nucleotides long. RefSeq lists its product as uncharacterized. The transcript has a single exon. The coding region runs from base 1 to 801 and encodes 266 amino acids. Lineage: Eukaryota; Fungi; Basidiomycota; Agaricomycetes; Polyporales; Polyporaceae. The record is from RefSeq and is a predicted model, not a curated record.